Molecule: messenger RNA, 2004 nt
Organism: Eptesicus fuscus (big brown bat)
Lineage: Eukaryota; Metazoa; Chordata; Mammalia; Chiroptera; Vespertilionidae
Gene: ZNF333
Product: zinc finger protein 333
Exons: 10
Coding region: 65-1855 (596 amino acids)
Biological process (GO): central nervous system development; regulation of transcription by RNA polymerase II
Cellular component (GO): nucleus
Molecular function (GO): RNA polymerase II cis-regulatory region sequence-specific DNA binding; DNA-binding transcription factor activity, RNA polymerase II-specific
Source: RefSeq, a predicted model, not a curated record
CGGUUUUUGCUGUCCCCUCCACCUGGUUUCCACCCCACCCCAGGCCUUCACCACUGUGCUGUCUAUGUCCAUAGAUUGGGAAUCUCAACCUAAAGCCAAAGAGUCUAUUCCUAUGCAGGAUAUUUUGGAGGAAAAUUCAUCUCAUGAUUUGCAAAUGGGGCCAGGGCUUGAUUUGAGGAUGCAGAUCCGGCCCAUGAUGGGAGAGAGGGGGAUACUUUCACCUCCAGAGGACCGGCCAGCUCUCUGGGAGUCGCCUUGGCCUUCUGGAUACACGGGACUGAAAGCGGCUGUGCAGGUUCAGGGGGUGGCCACGCUGGAGCCUGAACUGGAUGUUCCUGACCCCUGGGCGGCCAAGGGUUCUGCUCUGCUUGCUCAGGACCCUGUGUGGCUGCAGGAGAAAAGCAUAGAGGAAGAAGCUGUGGUUCCUGGCGUGCUGUCUACCUGUGUACAGGAACCAGUCACCUUUGCAGAUGUGACUGUGCUCUUCACCCCAGAAGAAUGGAUGUUUCUAGACUCUGCCCAGAGAAGCCUGUAUAGAGACGUGAUGCUAGAGAACUACAAGAACCUGACCUCUGUGGCAGGAGAUCAACUAUGCAAACUCAGUACCUUUUCCUAUUUGGAGCAAAGAGAAGAGCUGUGGAUCACUGAUAGAGGGAUGUUCCCAGGAGUCCGAACAGAACCUCAACCUCAACCCCAAGAGUCAAUUCUUAACCAAGAUACUUUUGCGAAGAUUGCAUCCAUUGGUAUAGAAAGGGAGCAACCUCUGCAUGGAGAAAAACUCUAUAAUGAACUUGGGGAACCCUUUAACAGUAUCAAACAACUUUUUCAGUGUGAGAGAAUUUAUGCUGGAGGCCACCCCUAUGAAUGCCCAGAGAGUGGGAAAUCCUUCUUCCAGACCACUCACCUAAUAGUGCAUGAGAAGACCCAGAGUGGACAUAGUGGAGAUAAAACCUAUGCAUGUAACAAAUGUGAAAAAUCCUUCAGAUACAGCUCUGACCUUAUCAGGCACGAGAAGACUCAUACCUCAGAGAAGUACUUUGAAUGUCAAGAAUGUAGGCAUGCCUUCAAGUACUCCUCGAACCUGCGACGCCACAUGAGGACACACACAGGAGAGAAACCUUUUGAAUGUAGUCAGUGUGGAAAAACCUUCACAAGGAACUUUAACCUGAUUUUGCACCAGAGAAACCACACGGGUGAAAAGCCCUAUGAAUGUAAGGAUUGUGGGAAAGCUUUUAAUCAGCCAUCUUCUCUGAGGAGCCAUAUGAGAACUCACACUGGAGAGAAGCCCUUUGAAUGCAGUCAGUGUGGGAAAGCUUUCAGAGAACAUUCGUCACUGAAGACUCAUUUGCGUACUCACACCAGAGAGAAACCAUAUGAGUGUAACCAGUGUGGAAAGCCCUUCCGGACAAGUACCCAUCUGAAUGUUCACAAGAGGAUCCACACGGGGGAGAAACUUUAUGAGUGUACUACUUGUGGUCAGGUGUUGAGUCGUCUCUCAACCCUCAAGAGUCACAUGCGAACCCACACUGGAGAGAAGCCCUACGCAUGCCAGGAGUGUGGGCGAGCCUUUAGUGAGCCCUCAUCCCUCAGGAAACAUGCAAGGACCCAUACCGGCAAGAAGCCCUAUGUCUGUCAGGAAUGUGGGCGAGCCUUUGGUCAGUCUUCACACCUUAUUGUACACGUGAGAACACACACUACAGGAAAACCCUAUGAAUGUAAUCAGUGUGAGAAAGCGUUUCGGCAUAGCUCUUCACUUACUGUGCAUAAAAGGAUUCAUACCAGGAGAGACAACGUUAGGAAUGGCAGCCUGCCUUUAUCAGUGUCUCAUUCAUUUGGUAGGCCCCUUGCUAAUUAACUUCCAAUUUGUAAAAAUAUAAACAUUUGGGCCUAUAAUAAUCUCUUACAGUACUUGUUUAGCUGCAUAACAUGUUUUGAUGUCUAAUUUAAUUUUUGUUUAAUUCUAAAUGUUGUAUUAGUUUCCAUUAUUAAAUCUUUGACACAUUA